AUGGCGCCGUCGACAGGCAGCGAAAGCGAGGUCCAGGUUCAAAAUCAAUAUUCUCAGGGGACUCCCCAAACAUCGAGACAUCUUUCCACUGUUAAUGACUUGGCCGAUGGCGCCUCGAUUCAGCCCGGAACUCCCUUACCUGGUAUAGAGCUGACAUCCCCGCCUGCCGACGAUGGGUCAUCGCUUCUCCCAUCACUUCGCACAUCCUUUCCUGCAGAGGCGGACACCUCGACAACCCAUGUCUGUCACCAGCAAUCAGACGAUGCAAUUACGAGGGACCAUGGCCUAGGGCCUGGCGAGUCACAGAUCACGGCCAUGGGCACUGUUGCGUCCGAGGACGACCUGGACAGCGACAGCACCCCCAGAGACGAAUUUUAUGGCAACUCCUCCGCAGCCUCCUUCAUCAAGGAGACCUGUAAUGGUGUCAUGAGCCUCCAAGAAGUCUUUAAACUUCCGAUAUAUGCAGCUGGUCGCAGCGUCAUGCGUGCUCCAGCUCCUCCGGCGUGGCGUACCUCGGCUUCCUACGUCCUUCCGCCACGGCCUCUUGCCGACCACCUUGUAGAACGCUACUUCGACAGGGUCUUCCACUUAUAUCCCUUCAUUCACCGACCCAGCUUCGAGAGGGCAUACAAGUCUUUGUGGGAGCCCCUUGGCCCUAGCCAGUCUACAGAUUCCACCGACCCGACCGCACCCCUUGUAGGAUUGGGAGGCUCUCCCAACGCCGGCGCCGACACCAUAGUAUUUCACUGCGCUCUCAAUUCCAUCUUCGCCUUGGCUUGCCACUUUUCGGACUGGAUCGGUGACGAUCGGGAUACCACUGCGCUAGGCUUCCUGGAUCGCAGCAAGUCGCUGUUGACACUCGACUUUCUCGAGUCAGAAACCUUGGGUGUGGUGCAGGCACUGCUCAUCAUGACCUUGUUUCUCCAGAGCACCCCCUUCGCGGGCCGGUGCUGGAACAGCAUCGGUGUUGCAUGUAGACUCGCCCAAGGCGCUGGGUUUCACAUCGAGUGCAGUGGUGCCAGAGGGUCGCCGAUUGAGACGGAGAUAAGGAGGCGAGUCUGGCAUGGCUGCGUUGUUCUUGAUAUGCUUGUCAGCAUGACUUUCGGCCGCCCGACCAUGGUUACACAUUCUUCCAAUGUCCCGCUCCCUUCCCUCACCGAAGAUGUCGAUAAUGCAGACGCGGUCACUUCCCUCGGAGACCCAUCGCGAAUGGAAUACUUUCUGCAGAGCAUUCGUCUCUCAACGAUACUGGAAAAGAUACUGGUCCAGGUCUACCAACCCUGGAGAAGCAAGUCCAGAGGGGAUGAGACAAACGUGGAGAAUCACCAUUGCAGCAACUUUGACACCAUAAUUGACCUGGACUCAGAGCUGACAUGCUUUGAAUCUUCGGUGCCCAAUUUUCUUAGCUGGACAACUGAGGGGGAAGUACCGGCUUCUUCCUUUGAGCCCCUCCUCAUGCAACGCAAUGUUAUUCAAGGCCGCAGUUCUUGUGUCCGAUGUGCGAUGCAUCUGCUGGACCUCACAUACAGCACGUUCAGGACGCAACACGGCGCGGCGUGGUGGUGGAACGCGCUUUACAUUACUUCCCUCAACAAGUCUUGGGGUGUCUGCCGAGCAAUUCUGUCCGAGAUUGCGAAGCUUAAUACGAGUGUACGGAAGUCUCUUGAGCUAUUGGACAAGUUCUACAGUCUGACUUGUGCCGGGCCCAGCAUGGACGAGCAUUCUGCCACGUUCCAUAACAUAGCCGAAAAUGAAGCUACUUUGCCCGAUUUGAUGGCGCACUUUUAUCCCCAGGACCUGAUUGGUGAUCUGGGCGUCCUUGAAUCGGACCCAACUUUGGCAGGCAGCACAUGGUGA
Diaporthe amygdali is the source of this 1857-nucleotide messenger RNA. RefSeq lists its product as uncharacterized. Gene Ontology annotation, molecular function: zinc ion binding; RNA polymerase II cis-regulatory region sequence-specific DNA binding; DNA-binding transcription factor activity, RNA polymerase II-specific. The record is from RefSeq and is a predicted model, not a curated record. Lineage: Eukaryota; Fungi; Ascomycota; Sordariomycetes; Diaporthales; Diaporthaceae. Gene Ontology annotation, biological process: DNA-templated transcription; positive regulation of transcription from RNA polymerase II promoter by galactose. The transcript is spliced from 6 exons. The coding region runs from base 1 to 1857 and encodes 618 amino acids. Gene Ontology annotation, cellular component: nucleus.